Zootermopsis nevadensis is the source of this 6491-nucleotide messenger RNA. The record is from RefSeq and is a predicted model, not a curated record. NCBI's taxonomy places the organism in Eukaryota, Metazoa, Arthropoda, Insecta, Blattodea, Termopsidae.
AGCCCUUACAAACAAGUCUUGAGGGUACGUCUUUUUUUAAACAAAAAGCUGAGUCCGAAGCCCGUGUUUUCGAGUGUCAUCUCGUGCUAAAGUCGUUGCUCGCGUUUUGUGAUCAGCUGCUACAGUUUUGCCAAUGAGUGUACACGCCUGUUGACCGCCACUGCCCGAGGGGCGUUGCUAUAGGGUCUCAGGACAGAAACGAGGGAUGAGGGGGCGACUUCUUCUCUUCAUCGUGCAGCUGGCUGCAGCCCAGCAGGCGACGAGGGACGACAUAGACGCUGAUAGUGCCGCUAUCAACGCCCUGGCACCCUUGCACCACCAACACCACGAACACCACACACACAUCUCACGGCUCGACGUCAAAUGCGACAGCAAGGGAAUCUCCGUCGUGAUCGACUUCGACGGGCCGUUCAGCGGGACUGUCUACAGCAAGGGGCACUUCGAUAACCCGAAAUGCAGGUACGUGCAGCCUGGCGGCACGACAAGUUCGUACAACUUCGUGAUCCCGCUACAAGACUGCGGUACAACUCCGUCCGGUGGCUUCGGUCGCACGGUGGACAACAUCAUCGUCAUCCAGACUGAUGACACCGUCCAGGAAAUCUGGGAUACAGCAAGAAAGAUAUCAUGUGCGACCACAGACCGGAAGGAGAAAACUGUCAUCUUCCAGCCAUUUGUGGUGGACAUGCUGGAGGUGGUAACCGUGCCUGUGUCUACAGGCACGGUCGACUGCUGGAUGGACAUACAACGAGGAGAGUUUCCCAAUACAGCUCCAAUCAACGAGAUCAUCAAAAUAGGGGAGACCCUGACUGUCCUGGUGUACAUCAAAGACAAUGAGAACCAGUACGAUAUCCAGGUCAGGGAUUGCUGGGCGUAUGACGGAGAAAACUACGAGUCCCAGGACACACGCAAGCUACAGCUCACAGACAAUGAUGGAUGUCCCAAGAAACCGAAAUUAAUUGGAUACUGGAGAAGAACAUCUGAGACCGGGUUAACUGGAGCAAGUAUAAUUGCUUACAACAACAUCACUGCUUUCAAAUUCCCAGACAAGAUGCAAGUGUACCUUACAUGUAAUAUCGAGAUAUGCUAUGGUGAAUGUGAGGGGCGGUGCAAAGGCGAAAAGGAAACACCGAUGAAACUCAGCACAACUCAAUUUCCUACAACUCAAAGACCAGCUACAAAACCAAUUUGCUAUUCAGGAAGCGAAGACCCAAGAUGCAAACAAACUACACCAGUAUGCUACCCUGGAAGCCAAAAUCCAGAGUGCGAGCCACAGCCCACACAAAAACCAUGUUUUCCAGGAUCAACAGACACCAGGUGUAACCUGCCUACUACCAGAAAACCAAUUACUUAUUUGCCACCAGCAACAAGCCUAUCACCAAAACCAAAAGAUUGCUUCCCUGGAAGUGCGGAAGAAAGAUGUCAAGAAACAACACCUGGACCAACAACAAUUCCAGUUUGUUACCCAGGAUCUACAGAUCCCAGAUGUCCUAGACCGACCCCCCCACCAACCACAGAACCACCCAGAUGUUAUCCGGGAUCUUCAGAUCCGAGAUGUCCCAGACCGACACCCCCACCAACCACAGAACCAGCCAGAUGUUAUCCGGGAUCUACGGACCCUAGAUGUCCAAGACCAACGCCUCCGCCAACCACAGAACCACCUAGAUGUUAUCCUGGAUCUACAGAUCCCAGAUGUCCAAGACCCACACCCCCGCCAACCACAGAAGCUGCCAGAUGUUAUCCGGGAUCUACAGAUCCCAGAUGUCCUAGACCGACACCUCCAACAACUACUGAGCCACCGCGAUGUUAUCCGGGAUCUUCAGAUCCGAGAUGUCCCAGACCGACACCCCCACCAACCACAGAACCAGCCAGAUGUUAUCCGGGAUCUACGGACCCUAGAUGUCCAAGACCAACGCCUCCGCCAACCACAGAACCACCUAGAUGUUAUCCUGGAUCUACAGAUCCCAGAUGUCCAAGACCCACACCCCCGCCAACCACAGAAGCUGCCAGAUGUUAUCCGGGAUCUACAGAUCCCAGAUGUCCUAGACCGACACCUCCAACAACUACUGAGCCACCGCGAUGUUAUCCGGGAUCUUCAGAUCCGAGAUGUCCCAGACCGACACCCCCACCAACCACAGAACCAGCCAGAUGUUAUCCGGGAUCUACGGACCCUAGAUGUCCAAGACCAACGCCUCCGCCAACCACAGAACCACCUAGAUGUUAUCCUGGAUCUACAGAUCCCAGAUGUCCAAGACCCACACCCCCGCCAACCACAGAAGCUGCCAGAUGUUAUCCGGGAUCUACAGAUCCCAGAUGUCCUAGACCGACACCUCCAACAACUACUGAGCCACCGCGAUGUUAUCCGGGAUCUUCAGAUCCGAGAUGUCCCAGACCGACACCCCCACCAACCACAGAACCAGCCAGAUGUUAUCCGGGAUCUACGGACCCUAGAUGUCCAAGACCAACGCCUCCGCCAACCACAGAACCACCUAGAUGUUAUCCUGGAUCUACAGAUCCCAGAUGUCCAAGACCCACACCCCCGCCAACCACAGAAGCUGCCAGAUGUUAUCCGGGAUCUACAGAUCCCAGAUGUCCUAGACCGACACCUCCAACAACUACUGAGCCACCGCGAUGUUAUCCGGGAUCUUCAGAUCCGAGAUGUCCCAGACCGACACCCCCACCAACCACAGAACCAGCCAGAUGUUAUCCGGGAUCUACGGACCCUAGAUGUCCAAGACCAACGCCUCCGCCAACCACAGAACCACCUAGAUGUUAUCCUGGAUCUACAGAUCCCAGAUGUCCAAGACCCACACCCCCGCCAACCACAGAAGCUGCCAGAUGUUAUCCGGGAUCUACAGAUCCCAGAUGUCCUAGACCGACACCUCCAACAACUACUGAGCCACCGCGAUGUUAUCCGGGAUCUUCAGAUCCGAGAUGUCCCAGACCGACACCCCCACCAACCACAGAACCAGCCAGAUGUUAUCCGGGAUCUACGGACCCUAGAUGUCCAAGACCAACGCCUCCGCCAACCACAGAACCACCUAGAUGUUAUCCUGGAUCUACAGAUCCCAGAUGUCCAAGACCCACACCCCCGCCAACCACAGAAGCUGCCAGAUGUUAUCCGGGAUCUACAGAUCCCAGAUGUCCUAGACCGACACCUCCAACAACUACUGAGCCACCGCGAUGUUAUCCGGGAUCUUCAGAUCCGAGAUGUCCCAGACCGACACCCCCACCAACCACAGAACCAGCCAGAUGUUAUCCGGGAUCUACGGACCCUAGAUGUCCAAGACCAACGCCUCCGCCAACCACAGAACCACCUAGAUGUUAUCCUGGAUCUACAGAUCCCAGAUGUCCAAGACCCACACCCCCGCCAACCACAGAAGCUGCCAGAUGUUAUCCGGGAUCUACAGAUCCGAGAUGCCCACAAACUACGCCUAAACCUUCCACACCGCCACUGUGCUAUCCAGGUUCAACGGAUCCACGAUGUCCGAGACCACCGCCCACAAGUACAAGACCCCCUGCAACGUAUUUACCUCCCGCAACACAACCACCCAGAUGUUAUCCAGGAUCUACAGAUCCCAGAUGUCAUAGACCGACACCUUCAUCAACUACCGAGGCACCGCGAUGCUUUCCUGGUUCAAUAGAUCCAAGAUGUAAAUCUAUAACCACAUCAUCUCCUAUCUGUUACCCAGGUUCAACUGAUUCGAGAUGUCCGAAACCUAGUCCACCAACUACCUACACUCUACCACAUACGACACCACAUCCUCCAACAUGUGAAUGUCUAACCAAACCCCCAAAAUGUUUUCCUGGUAGCCAAGAUCCCAGAUGUCCUCAAACAACAACUCCCAAGAUUCUAACACCUCCAAUCUGCUACCCUGGUUCUACAGAUCCUAGAUGCAAACCAUCAUGUUUCCCUGGAUCUACUGAUCCUCAGUGUCCACAAGAACCUCCUCUCCCUGGAUGUUAUCCAGGUUCACCAGACCCAAGAUGUGGAAGUCCAUCGAAACAACCACCAACAUAUUUACCUCCACAAACACCAAAAUCACAGUGUUAUCCUGGUUCUAAGGACCCAGAAUGUCAACCAGAUGUUCCACCUCAAUAUCAAUGUUAUCCAGGAUCUCCUAACCCUCAGUGCAAUGAGAUUGUUACAACUCUGACACCAACUACACUGAAACUCCCAGGCUGCUACCCUGGAUCAUCUGACAAGAACUGUACUAGUGAAGGAUCAGCUUAUUAUGAGACUGAAUUAAAACCACCAAAGUGUUUCCCUGGAUCUAACGAUCCAAAGUGCAAACAGGCUGAACCACCUAUUCAACAAAUACCAACAGAUGGUAGUGCAAUAUUCCCAGUACCCAUUCAGCCAUUAACAUCUGCUCCCAUCAGGCCAUCUCAACGUGAAGAUGGGGAUUUCCACGGGAAAGAUCAAGAUCCACGUUAUCACGCAUUUCAUUCAUGGUUAUACGAACCAAGGAAACCCUCAAACAGACGCCACUUUGGUAAACGGGAUACCACACAAAAUAACAUACGACUUGCAGGUGAUAUUAAUGAGCACAAGAGGAUAGAAAAGCGCGAAGUUCAGGAGAAACAAAUAGUGUCUAUAACUUUGGGUGUGCGCGGACUGAUGGUCGGAUCUGACGCAGAUUUUCAAUCACACGGACUGACAAAGAGAGAGAUUGGUGCGUCAACCAAGAUGAAGCCUCAAGCUACGACCAAACUGAAAUCCAAUGAAUUUCCUUCUUCUUUUUUACAAUCCUUAACAAUUCUAAGUGCAAUCAUAGGUUCAGCCAUCGUCAUGCUACUCAUAACCUCUGCAGUGUACUUCCUUGCUCAAAGACAUGACAGAAGAACGCAGGUGAUUUCUGUUACCCCGCAACUGUUAAAUAAAUGACAAGAAAAAUUCCAAAGUGGAAUAAGUGAAAAAUGUAGGGAUCUUCUUUGUUAGUAUGUCCCAACAAAAUUCAUUCAGACAAACAACACAAAUAAAAGUCUCUUUAUGUAAUACAAACUAAAACCGAACAUCACACAUUUCGUUAACAAAAAACUGCAUGAUGGAACGCACCAAAUAAAGAUGUACUGUCCGUCACAUAAUAAAAUUAACACGGGACUCACGCACGUCUCUGAAGACAAACUUUCCAGUAACGUAUAGAAGCUAUCAUUAUAAACCAGCGUAAUUAUUACAAGCCAUAAAUCAAUGUGGAGUGGUCUUUGAUGUGGAAUCUACGAGGAACAGUUUUCAAUUCAGAACAUUCAGAUUUCCUAAAACUAUUUAAUAAAAUCUUCUUCAAGAUACAGACAUACAACAAAGCAAUGCAAGGGAUGGCCAUCUUGUGGGUUACUGUGCUGCAUAAUCUGGUAGAAUUUUUCCAUUGCUACAGAGGUGUUUACUGCCUCCAUCAUCAGGGCCAUUUAAAAUGUAAACUUCUACCAAUCUACACAGUCUAUAAACCCAAAAGGCAGCCAUCUUCAUGAGCAGCUGAAAUUUCACCUACCACUUCAAAUGUGAGUCCUGGAUUUCACCAGCAAAGACCAUUUUGGGGAACAGGAAGACGAGAAGUGAGUCGUGAAAGCAUGUAACUUCUGUGUGUGUGGGGUACAGAAACUAUAUAAAUGCCAGAACCUUACCAAAGCUUGGUGCAUGGUCCACACAUCUGCGAGUGGAAGGGUACUACAAGUAAUGAGACAGGCGUGGCGGCUAUAAGAUCCCAUAUGAUACGUCUCAUGGGCAUAGAACUGGAUCCUAAAAAAGAAAUGCUGAUUUACAAACACAGAACCUCAUUUGUAGGAAUUAAGGAAAAAUCAUCAUUACUAUAAAUGAAAAUCGUAAAUAAAUUGUUUAAAUGCCGGGGUUUGACGCUGCGGUCUCAUGCCAUGAAUUUAAAUUAAAAUACUGCAAAGAAAAAACUGUUCAGCAAAGGUCAGUGAAGAAUAAAGAAUUAAUUUGACUUUGCUAAAAUCAUCAUCAACUGUAAAAAUCUUAUCAGAUUCACUACAUUACUUAAUACUUGUUAUAAAAAUGUGAUUCUCUGUGUAGAGAUAAAAAACCAUAACCUUCCAAAUCCCUUCGGCUAAUAAAAUCAUAAUCUUUAUAAAAAAUUUACAAAAAUAUUAAGUGAGGUUAUUGUUUGUUGGCUGGAUUCUAAUCACAAUCGGGAAACAUAAAAACUGAUAAAAUAUUUAAUUUAAGAACUGCUUUUGUAAAUUACAAGACAAAACUACAAACUGGUAUGAUCCAAAAUUCCAUGCCCAUGAAGUACGGUCCCCCUCGACUGAAAUGAUGGUUACUGACAAUAACUGAAUAUUAUGUAUUUUUUAAAACAUGUACACAUUAUGGAACAUUCAAAUGUUUAUGUACAUUAUUAUACCUGUUAUGUACUGUUCUGAACAAAUGUGCUGCAUGUUACUGGCACAAAACAAACCUAACCUAACAAGGAUGAUUUAACAUGCAGCUACAAGAGUGACAAGAAUUUUUAAAUAAAAUUAAAUAUAGUAUCAUA